Lynx canadensis (Canada lynx) is the source of this 414-nucleotide messenger RNA. RefSeq names its product keratin-associated protein 9-3-like. The transcript has a single exon. NCBI's taxonomy places the organism in Eukaryota, Metazoa, Chordata, Mammalia, Carnivora, Felidae. Gene Ontology annotation, cellular component: keratin filament. The record is from RefSeq and is a predicted model, not a curated record. Bases 1 to 414 code for a protein of 137 amino acids.
AUGGCCUGCUGCUCCACUAGCUUCUGUGGAUUUCCCACCUGCUCCACCAGCGGGAACUGUGGCUCCAGCUGCUGCCGGCCCAACUGCUGCCAGGACAGCUGCUGCCAGCCCAGCUGCUGCCAGAACAGCUGCUGCGGGACCGGCCGUGGCACUGGCGGCGGCCAGGAGGGUGGCUGCGGAGCCGUGAGCUGCCGCGUCAGGUGGUGCCGCCCUGACUGCCGCGUGGAGGACACCUGCCUGCCCCCCUGCUGUGUGGUGAGCUGCAUACCCCCCACCUGCUGCCAGCUGCACCACGCCCAGGCCUCCUGCUGCCGCCCGUCCUACUGUGGACAGUCCUGCUGCCGCCCCGCCUGCUGCUGCUACUGCUGCCAGCCCAGCUGCUGUGAGCCCACCUCCUGCCAGUCCACCUGUUGA